Molecule: messenger RNA, 4399 nt
Organism: Phalacrocorax carbo (great cormorant)
Lineage: Eukaryota; Metazoa; Chordata; Aves; Suliformes; Phalacrocoracidae
Source: RefSeq, a predicted model, not a curated record
UUGUGAAUUUGCCAGGUGGUGGGUCAUCUGCUGUUUACAGUGUGGAAAAACAACCUGGUAAUUUAUCUUUUUCUACUUGAACCAUUUUCAACCCCUCCCGGCAGACGGAAUGGGAACGAUGGUGGUUUCGAAUUGCCGAUGGUACCUUGGAGCAAUGAGCACAACAUGCACUGCAUUUGCUCUGUACCCUGUCAAACUGUUGCUGCUUUAUGCUGUAUUUGGCAUCCUAACCAUUCAUUGCUUUGGUGGUGAAAAGGAGUCCCUUGACCUGAGUGGCACCAACAGGAGUGUGGCUAACAGCAGGUGGGCCCGGUCCGUGAGCAACCUGCCACAGCCCCGCGACUGCACGCUCUCCGCCUGGUCCUCAUGGAGCAAGUGUGAUCCCUGUCAGAAGAAAAGGUACAGAUUUGCCCACCUGGAACAACCUUCUCAGUUCAAUGGAGAUCCGUGUGAUUACUCUGACAAAGAAACUGAAGACUGUGUUACAAAUAAUCCUUGCAGGAAUAAAGUUAGAUGUGAAGGUUUUCUGUGUGCAGUUACAGGGCGAUGCAUUACACGGAGGCUGCUUUGUAAUGGGGAUGAUGACUGUGGGGACCAGUCAGAUGAAAAGAACUGCAAAAAAGUGUUUAAAAAAUGUGACCAGAAGAUGGAGCAAUACUGGGGAAUAGAGAAUCUGGCAAAAGGGUUAAAUAUCUUCACAAACAACUUGGAAGGAUUAGUUCUUGAUCACAGGUAUUAUGCUGGGGGAUGUUCUCCCCAUUAUAUCAUGGACACAAGAUUCAGAAAACCAUACAAUGUAGAAAGCUAUACGCCAGAGACCAAAGGCAAAUAUGAAUUCACAAUGACUGAAUAUGACUCCUACUCAAAUUAUGAAAGCAGUGUCCUGGAGGCAAAAGCUUCUCAGUCUAGCUUCAGCUUUGGUAUAAAAAUACCAAGAGUGUUUGAACUUGGUUACAGUUCGAACGACAACAGGUUCAAGAAGUUCAUUCAAAGGAUGAAAAGAUUUUCUUCAACUUCCAGCAAAUUCAUUCAUGCUCGUUCUGAGCUGGCUGUUGCCAUUUAUAAGCUGAAGCCUCGAGGUCUGAUGCUGCAUUACGAGUUCCUGCAGAGACUCCAUCAGCUCCCGUUAGAGUACAGCUAUGGCGAGUACAGGGAGCUCUACAGAGACUACGGGACCCAUUACAUCACAGAGGCUACCGUCGGUGGCAUCUACGAAUAUACUUUAGUCAUGAACAGCAAUGAGCUCCAAAAGGCAGGCUAUUCUCUGAGCGAUGUCCAGAAAUGUGCACAGUAUAGCUUUAACAUUGGUGCAAGUAUUGUUGUCUCUCUGAAGCUUGGAAUAACUGAAGCCGGCUGUAAAUCCCUUUUAAAAGAGAUUGGAGACAGCACCUCCAAAAAACAGUAUGUGGAAGAUUUCAUUGUCCUCGUUCGUGGCGGAGCAAGUGAACACAUUACCGCAUUGGCUUACAAAGACCUGCCGACGGCUGCACUCAUGCAGGAGUGGGGAGAUGCUGUACAGUACAACCCUGAAAUCAUAAAGCUAAAGGCAGAGCCGCUGUAUCAGCUGGUGACUCCAACAGAUUUUGCUAAUGCAAUGGCAAUAAAAGAAAAUCUGCGGCGGGCCCUUGAUGAGUUUCAACUGGAGACCAGUUCUUGCCGCUGUGCUCCAUGCCACAGCAACGGGAUUCCCUUUCUGCAAGGAACCAAGUGUGAAUGCUUAUGUCCCCUUGGCUACAGUGGCACUGCCUGUGAGAUCAGCAAGAGGAAAGAUGCUGCUGUUAAUGGAAACUGGGGGUGCUGGGCCAGCUGGUCUCCAUGUUCAGGAGGUCAACGAACGAGGAGACGACAGUGCAACAACCCUGCACCGCAAAACGGUGGUUCAUUAUGCUCAGGGCCAGAUGCUGAGACAGUUACUUGCUAGAGGGAAUCAUUAGGAACUUACUCAAAAAUGAUGAGCAGUUUGCAAACCAAGUGGGAAGAUGUUGCCUGACUGGCUUGCUCAGUUGGCCUCACUCUCCUUAUGGGCCUCAUCGAAGUAUGUUGAAGUUGCAAACAUUUCAGAAGGCAAUGGGAGCGGGGUGUGUGUUAUGUAUCACACCUUCGGACAUGCUUUGCAGUUGUCCUAUGGGAUUGAAUGUACUUACUGUUCUUAAUAUGUUGACUUUUCUCUCUCUUUAUUGAAAUGGACUGAGACAUGCUUUAUCUCCUGCCUUAUUUGGUAGCUGCAUGAUUUUGAAUUGUAUUGUCUUGUUUUUGAAGGUUCCUUUGAGACAAGAAAAGACUGUUUGAUCUUACGUGCACCAGAAUGUGCGCUAAUAUGCAGCUUCUGUGAAGACAGCUGUGUCAUGUGGAGCAAAAUACAGCAUAUUAAAGUCUAAAUCUCAGUGAGUGCAGCAGUAUCUAAUGUGACAUUUAAAGCCGCUGUGCCUCACUACCCCAGUUCCCCAAUUUAUUAUAUUUAACUUACAUUGUUUGUUGUAUGAGAAAUUGUCUUGAAGGAGCGAAAACCAAAUUGUGAAGAACAGUCUGGUGACUCCAAAGCACUGUUAGACUCUAUAGCAGUGGUACUCUCACUGCAGCGAUGAGCUUCCACUUGUGCAUUUCUGAAGUAGAACAGGUACACUGAGAGUAUUGGAUACACCCGGGUACACUCAGAUAUGCCCAGUGCUCUGGUUCCUUGGGAAGGGGAGGAAGGACAGAAGGAUGCUACUGGGAUGGGGAGCUGGAAAGCAGCUGCUGCUCCUUCUGCUGCUUGGGGGUAUUGGAAGCCAGGAGAGAUGGAUACACUUGCAGCAGAUGCUGAACAUCCUUCCCCCUGACUAGGGGCGGUCACAAGACUGUCUGCUGGAGCAGGAUGAGCAGGCAGCUUUUCUGUAAUUCUCUGUCAUGGGCAGGAUAAAUGGAACAUUUUGGAAAAAAUGUCUUUGCACAUCCCCUGAGGUCUUCUGCCCUUAAUAGUUGCCUCUGCCCCAAACAGGCUCUGGAUCAUCUGUCUGAUCCCACGAAAGCCUGUAUUUCAGCAACCAUAUUGCUCGUCUGCUCAGGUUAGGACAUCUGAGAUGGAGAGAGUCUGCUAUGAAAAGAGCCAAAGCAAAGUGAAUGGUUUGCCUGUUGUUAGUGUACCUGGAGCCGUGCAUCGCAAUCCAGGUCAAACAAAAGAGGACCUUGUAAUAUUGUGCUCCCUUUCAUGACUGACCUGAGCCUGGCUCAUUCCAGGGACUUGCCUCCUACAGCUUCAUUGGUGGUUAAUGAUUUUUGCAAAGACAUUUGGUGGAGCCUACUGUAAAAUAACCAGCAAUAGCUUUGCUCCAGGAAAAAAAUUCCACCAGCGCAAAGUUGUUCCUAAGUGUUGUGAGUCUUCUAACAUCUGCAAGGUCAAACACUCUUCCGAGGGUUUUUAGCAAUGCUGGUGAUGAUGGGUUGGUAUCACCAGUUUCUCUCCUUUCAGACUGACAUUGUCUAAAUGUAAUUCUUGUAAGAACAACUCAGGCUCUCUGACAUCUCAACAAUGGAACAUGCAUUUAGUUGUAGCCCUCAUGCCGCCUCCACAUUUAUUGACAAGGUUUCUGUGACAGCUUUAAGAAAGGAGGAGCACAUUGCAUAUGUAAAAGAAGAGUGUUCUGUAGUCAUUAUGGGCUUCGUAAUUGAGCUGCCAACCCAAAACAUUUCCAUUAUCCACUGUGUAACUGUGAUAUCCUUUGUGUGAUAAAAAUUUGCCAGGAGGUUCAUUUUGGGUCAUGGUCAAAGAGGUCACUGCUUGUGCUAAGUAUGAUAUUCUUCAAAGCUUUUUAAAAGGACACUGGAGAAGCCCUGCAGCAGAGGACCCUGAUCAUGGUUCAUGGGUGCCUGUGAGGACACAUACCCCAGUGUGGUUGCUUGCCCUGCUUGAGAAGCAUCAAUGUAAUCUGAUUCAAGGACUUUCUCAGAUGAGUAGAGUGGCUUUUGUAAAUUUAACCACCUUUCCUCAUCAUCAAGCUGGAGUAAGCACUCUGACACAUAGUCAUGGGGUGUCUAUCCACUGCUGCAGCAAGCAGGGCCAAAUGUAGCAACCUGAAUUUGGACUGUUCCCUCAUCAGAAAAGCCCAGAUUUUCUGAAAUGGCGGUGCCUGGGUUUCAAUAUUCAGGGUUGGGGUUUUUUUGAGGAACAGAGGAGAGAUUUGACAAUCUUCAAGAUCAGCGGGAUAGCCUAACUGAAGUACAAUUUCAGCAGUGGUUGAAUAUUGAGCCUAUAGGCUUAGAAGCCUCACAUAAAGGACAUAACUUUAUCUUGUCCUUGUGAUUUUGUGCUUUGAUUCAAAUAACUAAUAAUUUAUUAGGACCUGGAGGAUAAUAAAAAAUACUAUGCUGAAGCUUUUAUUGUUUCAUUUCGGUACGCAUUAAAUUUUGGUACUAUCUUUUA